AUGUUCCAGGAGUGGGACUGCGAUUUUGAAGAAUACUUACAAGAAGAUGUGAACUGGCACCAAUGUGACUAUCUAGACAAUUACAAGCCUUAUAGUGAGAUAGCGAGUAAUUACUCUUGCGUGUACAAGGGGAGUGAUUUCGAAAUUGAUCCAGACUAUCAAUUUGCAAACGUGAUUGGGUGGGACGAACUUUUGAUCCCUUAUUUGCAAGUGAUUGACGAAAUCGAUAAAGCAGCCUUCAGUAUUGAAUAUGGACGUGUUGCAAUGAAGGAUGAAACGUUUGACGACGUACACGAUUAUGCCGAAUGGAUGAGAGCGGAUGUUACGAAAGUGGCCUGUGCCUUGAAACGCUGUAUACUUAACAAAGCGCAGUAUGCGACAAUAUGUUGCACUGAUCAAAAGCCCAUUCAAAAAGGUAGCAAUUAUACGCUUUACGAAACCGAAACAACCACAACCACAACCACCACGACUCCUGCAACCACUGCUACAACCAUUGCAUCAACCGCCAUUGCCUCCACAGCAGCUACCACUGAAAACACUACCAGCGUAGCCAACACGCCUACAGCCACACCAUGUCCAACAGCUCCAACAACUCCGUGUCCAACAGCUCCAACAACUCCGUGUCCGACCUAUCCGCCAGCGAGAGCGAAAAGGGAGGUGAAGGCAGUAAAUGCGCACGUGUUUGUGAAGAGAGGAAAGUUACCCAAAGCUGCACCUGAUGAGAAUACAAUCUGCUCCAGCAAUAUAGGAAUGACAGACUCAAUAAGAGCGCUUUUCCUUGACAUGCAUAAUUAUCGCAGAGCCAAGCUAGCUCUGGGAGAAGUCACCACUUAUAAUCGUAAGCGCAUGCUACCAGCCAAAAAUAUGAUGAAAUUGAGCUAUGCCUGCGGACUGGAAGCAUCGGCUUUACGCUACGCUGCCCACUGCCCAUUAACAAAGUCUAAAGCGAGCGUUAGACCAAACCAGGGAGAAAACUUUUUACGUCUUGCGAAAGUCGGCUUUUCAAGUUGUGCAGAUGCAGUAAACAUGACUGUUUACGAUUGGUGGGAUGUUGUCAAUGAUACUCCUGUCAUUGAUAACACAGCAAAACUUCUUACUCGCCGUCUUCGCUCUCCUAUAGCAACUUUUACGCAGAUGGCAUGGGCAACUACUAGAUUUUUGGGAUGUGCUAUAGCCGACUGCAAUUCAUACUAUGUAUCCAUCUGUAGGUAUUCUCCAGAGGGAAAUGUUAUCGGAGAAAUGGUCUAUGAGCCUGGCCAUACUUGCACUGAAUGCAGCCGUGGUACAACAUGCGAAGAAGAAUUGGGGCUAUGUGUCUAAGACACUGACAACUACCACAUGAGAAUCAUUUUUUUUACCCUAUGAAGUGCGUAUGUUCAAAUACCAUGUAUCUUACUUAUGACUCCCAAAAAGGGCGUCUAAACGCAACUUCUUCAACAUCUGUGUUAAAGAGUUUUCCA
Messenger RNA from Cylicocyclus nassatus, 1460 nucleotides. The record is from the annotation of a GenBank genome assembly. NCBI's taxonomy places the organism in Eukaryota, Metazoa, Nematoda, Chromadorea, Rhabditida, Strongylidae.